CGCGCGCGAGAGGGAUGCAACUCACUGACGGUGACGGACGAUCUAUCGUCCAUGCGUGUUUUCGCGUUGGCAAUUAACCCCCAAAUUCUUUUUUGUUGACAGUUGACACCAAAGAAAAAAGGGCGGAACUUCGUUUCUGAUUGUGAAUGCUCCUCCUUCUCGAGGGCGUGUAAAGUUUCGCCCGUAUGAAAGAGAAGUGCAGCACUCGGAACGCAGUCUGCUUUUGAAUUUCUGCCUCUGCCAGUCUGCGUUUCUGUGAAUCUCCGCCCCGUUGAACAGGAAAAUUGAGAUUUCAAUAGUAUUUUGAUUGGCGAAAGAUAGCAAAGCCUUUGCGAUUUUCUUUUGUAGUUUCCCAAGAGAUCGAGCAUAUUGAGCCAUAUUCUUGUGGUUGUUGAUAAGGAACCCGUGGAUCUUCCAGAUCUCUAGAAAAAGAAUCGUAGAUUUUUGAAGAUGUUUCUACUCGAUUGGUUCUAUGGGGUUCUUGCCUCGCUAGGGCUGUGGCAGAAGGAAGCAAAAAUUCUUUUCUUGGGGUUGGAUAAUGCUGGGAAGACCACACUGCUUCAUAUGUUGAAGGACGAGAGAUUAGUGCAACAUCAACCUACUCAGUAUCCAACUUCCGAGGAGCUAAGCAUUGGCAAGAUCAAAUUUAAGGCUUUUGACCUUGGAGGCCAUCAGAUUGCUCGUCGGGUUUGGAAGGACUAUUAUGCAAAGGUGGAUGCUGUGGUAUAUCUCGUGGAUGCAGCUGACAAGGAGCGGUUUGCAGAGUCGAAAAAGGAAUUGGACGCCCUUCUCUCAGAUGAUGCAUUGACAUCUGUUCCAUUCCUUGUCCUGGGUAAUAAGAUUGACAUCCCAUAUGCAGCAUCAGAGGAGGAGCUUCGCUACCACCUUGGGUUGAGCAACUUCACCACAGGGAAGGGGAAGGUGAACUUGACCGACUCGAAUGUUAGGCCACUCGAGGUCUUCAUGUGCAGUAUAGUCCGUAAGAUGGGGUUUGGCGACGGUUUCAAGUGGAUGUCUCAGUACAUCAAGUAGAUUAUUAUGGUUCAGAAAGGAAAAGGCUGCUCACGCCCUUCACACUCGCACACGUCAUCAUUGCCCGGACUUUUUGAACAAUUGCUUGUAACCUUUCUCUUUCCCUUGCUCGAGUUUUUAGUUUAAGUUGUGCCUGAGUGUGAAAGGACCAACUACGGUACCUGUGGAAGGUGAGGAUGUAAUUUCAAAUCCGGUUUUGCCUUCCUGAUCUGGUGUUAUUGGAAUUUCUUUUCCUCUACUGGCUGUGGUAGAUGGUUGAUCUUGGGUUCCAACUUCUCAUGGUCCUUUGCCAUUUAUCUCCUCCGGAUUCACAUUCAGUUUCUGAUGGUUGAGUUCCUUUUUGUAUCUUAAUUGAAAAUGUUCAAGCUGCAGCCCGGAUGACUAUUGAUGAUGAAGAAUUAUUAUUAAGGCAAGUGCUAUUUGUUCCA
Nymphaea colorata (pocket water lily) is the source of this 1460-nucleotide messenger RNA. RefSeq names its product GTP-binding protein SAR1A. Gene Ontology annotation, molecular function: GTPase activity; GTP binding. Bases 451 to 1032 code for a protein of 193 amino acids. The transcript has 5 exons. Gene Ontology annotation, biological process: membrane organization; intracellular protein transport; vesicle organization. The record is from RefSeq and is a predicted model, not a curated record. Lineage: Eukaryota; Viridiplantae; Streptophyta; Magnoliopsida; Nymphaeales; Nymphaeaceae. Gene Ontology annotation, cellular component: endoplasmic reticulum exit site; COPII vesicle coat.